UUCUAUUGUUGUGAUGAGAGUCCCACUGGUCAGAGUGUGGGAACCCCAGCCCUGCCUCAGCCACAUGGCUUUGUUAUGCUAAUCACGGGAGUAUAAAUUGAGGAGCAGCUCCUCCAGAGACACCAGAGCCAGCAGAGCUGUUAAGAAGAAGCAUCUCUCUAUACCUGCACAGACAUGGCCCCUUGCAUAACCAGCUACUCAUCGACUCACCACCUGAGGAACUCUGAGAAGGAAAACAUAAAACUCAGAAAGCCUGUUGUGGAAAAAAUGCGCAGAGAUCGCAUCAACACCUGCAUUGAGCAGCUCAAAGUCAUUCUGGAGAAGGAGUUCCACACGCAGGAGCCCAACUCCAAGCUGGAGAAAGCUGACAUCCUGGAGAUGACAGUGAGCUUCCUGAGGCAUCAGCUGCAGUCGGGCCUCGGCCACAGAGACUACAACCGGGGCUACUCUCACUGCUGGGAGGACUCCUUGCAUUUCGUCUCUGCCGGCUCCAACACAGAGGCCUCCAACAAAGCUCCUCUCCAGGGUCGCCUGCAGCAGGAACAGAUGCCUCAUCAGCCCCAGAGAACCAUCAUCUCCUCCCCAGUCUGCUCCAACUUCAGCCCCUCCACAUUGCAGGACAGCAGCAGGAGAGGGUCCGUGUGGAGGCCUUGGUAGAGACUCAGACACUCUGAGAUCUCUCCCUCAUGCACGAAAGACACUUCCAGCCCACUCAUUCAGCCUGGGUUUCCUUAUCGUCUCAUCAUAUUGAUGGACAAGUAGAACAAUGAGCUAUCACUCCCUGGAUCUUUGACUAUGAUGUUUCUUCAUUUGGGUUUAAAGCAGGAAAUUAAAAUUGAGCGAUUUUGUUGAAUCUUGUAAUUGUUUACUCCAGUGGAGUUUAUUUUUGGACUGCUUCAUGUAACAAUAUAUGCCUGGGGUACUGUGUUUUACUGACAGCCGCUGUUGAGAAUAUUUCUCUUCUCCUUGGAAUUAUCUAUGCUAAAUGCCAUGUUUGAUGAAGAUUUCUGUCCGUCAGUGAAACAUGAUGAAUUUAUUGACACUAUGUGAUUGGAUGCUGAAUUUGAUGUUGUGCUUUCAAAUUUUGGCUUUUAAAACAAAUGUUGAAUAUUUGUAUGACAAUUAAUA
Messenger RNA from Cololabis saira (Pacific saury), 1128 nucleotides. It is a transcript of the gene her12, whose product is annotated as hairy-related 12. The transcript is spliced from 2 exons. Gene Ontology annotation, biological process: regulation of transcription by RNA polymerase II; regulation of neurogenesis; anterior/posterior pattern specification. Gene Ontology annotation, molecular function: RNA polymerase II cis-regulatory region sequence-specific DNA binding; DNA-binding transcription factor activity, RNA polymerase II-specific; protein dimerization activity. Gene Ontology annotation, cellular component: nucleus. The record is from RefSeq and is a predicted model, not a curated record. NCBI's taxonomy places the organism in Eukaryota, Metazoa, Chordata, Actinopteri, Beloniformes, Belonidae. Bases 175 to 657 code for a protein of 160 amino acids.